CAUCUUCCUCAGAGAUCUUGUUGAGAAGCAAAUGGCGAUGGCUAACGAGUGGCUUCUAUGGCUGACCGUGUCUGCUGUCGUGGCGGCUUUGCACACCGAGGCAAAGUCGGCUGUGAACGUCUUCUCCUCCAUGUCCCAGACUUCUGAAAGAAUAACAGGCGUUAGUCCCAUCCACAAUGGCCAGAUUUGCAGUACGUGGGGCAAUUUCCACUUCAAGACCUUUGAUGGAGAUAUUUUCCAAUUGCACUCCACUUGCAACUACAUCCUGACCUCUUCAUGCCGGAGCGGUUACAAGGACUUCAACAUCCAGUUAAGAAGACAGGAUGCUGGUGGCCAAAACACCAUCAACAGCAUCAUUAUGAAGCUGGAGGGUGUAGUGGUGGAGCUCUCUGAGGGCUCUGUGAUCGUUGAUGGAGAAUUAGCCGCCCUACCAUUCAGUCAAGGAGGAGUGCUCAUCGAGAAAACUCCCACCUACAUCAGAAUCAAAGCAAAACUGGGAUUAGUUGCUAUCUGGAAUGAGGAUGACUCUUUUCUGGUGGAACUAGACCAGAAGUACAAGAACCAAACAUGUGGUCUUUGUGGGGACUUUAAUGGGGUCCAGCUCUUCAAUGAAUUCUACAGUCAUGGUGUGAAAAUAACCCCAGUGGAUUUUGCUAACUUCUGGAAAAUGGAUGGUCCAACUGAAAGCUGCUCUGACUACACACUGGAAUCGACUCAAAGCUGCAGCAACUUGAAACCUCUGUGCGAGCCGCUCCUCACAGGGCCGGCCUUCAACAGCUGUUACAGUCUGCUCGACCUCGCCUCCUUCACUUCUGCCUGUGUUACGGACCUCUGCAACUGCGCCAAUGGCAUCGAUGGACCCGCUGACCCAUCCUGCCUGUGCAACACUGUGUCAGAGUUCUCCAGACAGUGUAGCCAUGCCGGUGGAAAGCCUAAAAACUGGAGAACCAAGGAGCUGUGCUGGAAGUCAUGUCCCUACAACAUGGAGUACAUGGAGUGUGGCAGCCCUUGUGCCGACACCUGCUCCAACCCCGAGGCCAGCCUCACCUGUGACAACCACUGUAUCGAUGGAUGCUUCUGCCCCCCAGGCAUGGUUUGGGAUGAUUUAAAUAGAAAGGGUUGUGUCCCAAUGAGCGCGUGCUCCUGCAGCUACAACAGCAAGAUCUAUGGACCUGGGGAGUCCUACUCCAGUCACUGCAAAAGAUGUGUGUGUGAGAGUGGACAGUGGACGUGUACGGAGGAGAACUGUCCAGGAAUGUGCUCUGUGGAGGGCGGGGCUCACAUCAACACCUUCGAUGGAAAAGACUACAGCUUCCAUGGGGACUGCUCCUACGUCCUGGCUAAGGACUGCACUGGAGCCCAGUUUGUGGUCCAGGUACAACUGGUGCAGUGUGGACUGACUGACAGUGAAACCUGCCUCAAGUCUGUGACCUUGGGUCUGUCUGGAGGGGCUCAUGUGAUCACCAUCCAGCCCAAAGGGAAGGUUUUUGUGAAUGGGAUCUACGCUCAGUUACCUUUCUCUGCUGCUGGGAUCUCCGCCUUCAAAGCGUCCUCCUUCUACCUGCUGGUGCAGACGUCUGUCGGUGUUCUGUUGGAAGUGCAGCUCCAGCCAGUCAUGCAGCUCCACGUCACAGUGACCAGUGAAUACCAGUCCAAGACCUGUGGUCUGUGUGGGAACUUCAACAGCAACCAAGCUGAUGACUUCCUGAAGCUCAGUGGAGUUCCAGAUGCCACAGCAACCGGUUUCGUCAACAGCUGGAAGACACAUGCUGCUUGCCCCGAUGUGAAGAGCAACUUUGAGAAGCCCUGCAGUCUUAGUGUGGACAACGAGAAAUACGCCCAGCACUGGUGCUCCAUGCUGAGUGACCCCGAAGGAGUGUUUGCCUCCUGUCACUCAGAGAUCAGCCCUGACUCGCACAAAGAGAACUGCAUAUAUGACUCCUGUAACUGUGAGAACAGCGAGGACUGCAUGUGUGCUGCGGUCUCCUCCUAUGUCCAUGCCUGUGCAGCUGCAGGAAUCCAGAUGAGCGGCUGGAGGGAGACCAUCUGUGGGAAAUAUGCCAGCUCCUGCCCCCGCAGCAUGGUCUACUCCUACAACAUCACGGCCAGCAGCCACACCUGCCGCUGCAUCAGCAGCUCCGACCUCAGCUGUCACUUCUCCUUCCCGCCCAUCGAUGGCUGUGUCUGUGCAGAGGGAACCUAUCUGGACGACGCUGGGAAGUGUGUCCAAUCUCACGAGUGUCCCUGUUAUGACGAAGGCUCCGUGGUGCCCGCCGGACAGGUGGUCAACAGGGACGGGGUCAUGUGCACCUGUAAGGAGGGCAAACUGAGCUGCAUUGGGAAGUUAUUUGCACAACCAUUGUCCUGUGCUCCUCCCAUGGUGUUCUUCAACUGCUCUGCUAAUGGUCCGGCUGCAAAGGGAACUGAGUGUGAGAAGAGCUGCAACAUGUUAGAUCCGUCCUGUGUGACCACGGCGUGCGUGUCCGGCUGUAUGUGUCCAUCUGGGAUGGUGCUUGACGGUGAAGGCGGCUGCAUUCAGCCAGAGGCCUGUCCCUGUGUUCACAACGGUGUCUCUUACCAGCCUGGACAAACCACCAAUGUGGACUGCAACACCUGCACUUGUAAAGACAUGAAGUGGGAGUGCACGACCAAACAGUGUGAUGGAACCUGCUCGGUCUAUGGCGCUGGACACUACAUGACUUUUGAUCAGAAGCGCUACACCUUUGAUGGCAGUUGUGAAAGCAUUCUCACUCAGGACUACUGUGGCAAUGCUACGAGUAAUGGAACCUUCAGAGUGCUCACUGAGACUGUUCCAUGUGGAACAACAGGAACCACCUGCACCAAGAACAUCAAGAUCUUUAUUGGGGAUGCAGAACUAAUUCUAACAGAUGGAAGCUACCAGUUGGUUUUGGGGGGAAAUGAAGAAACAGUUCCAUUUCAGUACAGCACUAUGGGCAUCUACCUGGUAAUUGAAGCCAACAAUGGACUAAUUUUCAUAUGGGACAGGAAGACCAGUUUGUUCAUCAAGCUCAGCCCAAAAUAUAAGGGUCGUGUAUGUGGACUGUGUGGCAACUAUGACGACAUUGCAAAUAAUGACUUCACGACAAGAUCCCAUGCAGUGGUUGUCAACCCACUGGUGUUCGGUAACAGCUGGAAGAAUUUGCCAAGCUGCCCCGACGCUCACAGCAUCAUCAACCCCUGUACAGCCAACCCACACAGACAGGCCUGGUCCCAGAAACAGUGCAGCAUGAUACAGAGUGACGUCUUCACAGCCUGCCACUCCAUUGUGGAUCCGGCUCCAUUCUAUGAUGCAUGUGUGUUUGACUCAUGUGCUUGUGACACGGGUGGAGACUGCGAGUGUUUCUGCACUGCUGUGGCUGCUUAUUCUGAAUCCUGUAAUCAAGCUGGCAUCUGUAUACCAUGGAGAACCCCAAAGAUCUGUCCUCUUUUCUGUGACUACUACAAUCACCCUGGUGAAUGUGAAUGGCACUACAAGCCAUGUGGAUCUCCUUGUAUGAAAACCUGCAGGAGCCCGUCAGGAAGAUGUUCUACAGAAAUACCUCCACUAGAAGGUUGCUAUCCAAAAUGUCCUACUGCACAAGCAUACUUUGAUGAGGACAAAAUGACAUGUGUUUCGAGAGAACAAUGCGGCUGCUACGAUACAGAGGGGAGACACUAUAAUAAUAAUGAAGAGGUGCCAACAACUGAAAACUGUCAAACAUGUACAUGUUCAACGACCAUCCAAUGCCAUUAUGAUGCUCAAGCCUGCACUUGCACAUAUCAUGGAAACAAGUAUCCCCCUGGCAAUACGAUCUAUAACACAACAGAUGGACAUGGGAACUGCAUCACAGCAGUAUGUGGGAAUAAUGGCACCUUGGAUAAGAGAUCAUAUCCAUGCCCAGAAACUACUCCGACAACCCAUAUGCCCAGUACAACCACAACAGCAGCCAGCCCGUCUUCAAGCACCUUUGUUUUCACAUCAACCACACCAGAGCAAUCUACAACACCUCAAAUUUCAACAAUAAUUUUUACGACUGAACAUUUUACAGUAACACCUUGUCAGGAAAAUGUAUGCACCUUUUCACAGUGGAUAAGUGGCGACUACCCAACCUAUGGUUUUGGAGGUGGGGACAAUGAAACCAUCAAAUUCAUCAUCCAGAAAGGAUAUAAAAUAUGUCCAAAACCAGUGGAAGUAGAAUGCAGGGCUAAAAACUAUCCCGAUACACCAUUAAAUGACUUGGGACAAAAAGUAACAUGUAAUAUGGAAGGACUUCUGUGUAGGAACAUUUUACAGUAUCCCCCGAUAUGUUUAAAUUAUGAAAUUAGGGUGAAGUGUUGCCAGACGAUGCAGUGCAGCACAACACCAAAACCUACUGUUACUUCCUCAACAAUACAAACUAAAAUACCUUCUACGAAGACCAACACACCCUUUAUCACAUCAGAAAAAACAACAACUCAAACACAAACAACUACAACGACUAAAACCUCUCCCACAACUUCGACCACAAUUAAAACACAUACUACAACUCAACAACCGACAACGACACCAUCAACUCUUUCCACAACAGUUCCAACUACAACACCUUCAACUACGCCAACCUCCACAACUUCAACCACAACAGUUCCAACUACAACCGCUUCAACUCCGUCAACCCCCAAAACUCAUUCAACAACAGUUCCAACUACAACACAUUCAACUACACCAACCACCACAACUCCAACUCCUUCCACAACAGUUCCAACUACAAGCGCUUCAACUACGCCAACCACCACAACUCCAACUCCUUCCACAACCGUUCCAACUACAACACUUUCAACUACGCCAACCACCACAACUUCGACCACAUUUGAGACACCAACUCCGACACCCUUCACUACACCUCAUUGCCCUGAGGGAAACAAUAUGACAUGUGGUUGGUCAGGAUGGAUUAAUCUUGGCAAGCCCACACCAGGCCCUGAUGGUGGGGAUAAUGAAUCAAUCCAGAAGAUAAUCUCAUCUGGUCAUCUUGUAUGCUCUUAUCUUGAAGACGUUGAGUGUCGAGCUGCUUCUUACCCAGACAUGUCCAUGUCACUGGUGGGUCAAACUGUGACUUGCAAUAAAGAGGUUGGUUUCAAAUGCAUCAACAAAGAACAAGGGCUUCAGCAAGAGUGUUUUGAUUAUGAAAUCCAAUUAAAAUGCUGUGGGUGUCCAGGUCCAUCAACUGCUUCAACUCCUUCCACAACAGUUCCAACCACAACCGCUUCAACUCCGUCAACCCCCAAAACUCAUUCAACAACAGUUCCAACUACAACAGCUUCAACUCUGUCAACCCCCAAAACUCAUUCAACAACAGUUCCAACUACAACACAUUCAACUACGCCAACCACCACAACUCCAACUCCUUCCACAACCGUUCUAACUACAACACCUUCAACUAUGCCAACCACCACAACUUCAACCACAACAGUUCCAACUACAACCGCUUCAACUCUGUCAACCCCUAAAACUCAUUCAACAACAGUUCCAACUACAACACAUUCAACUACACCAACCACCACAACUCCAACUCCUUCCACAACAGUUCCAACUACAAGCGCUUCAACUACGCCAACCACCACAACUCCAACUCCUUCCACAACCGUUCCAACUACAACACCUUCAACUACGCCAACCACCACAACUUCGACCACAUUUGAGACACCAACUCCGACACCCUUCACUACACCUCAUUGCCCUGAGGGAAACAAUAUGACAUGUGGUUGGUCAGGAUGGAUUAAUCUUGGCAAGCCCACACCAGGCCCUGAUGGUGGGGAUAAUGAAUCAAUCCAGAAGAUAAUCUCAUCUGGUCAUCUUGUAUGCUCUUAUCUUGAGGACGUUGAGUGUCGAGCUGCUUCUUACCCAGACAUGCCCCUGUCACUGGUGGGUCAAACUGUGACUUGCAAUAAAGAGGUUGGUUUCAAAUGCAUCAACAAAGAACAAGGGCUUCAGCAAGAGUGUUUUGAUUAUGAAAUCCAAUUAAAAUGCUGUGGGUGUCCAGGUCCAUCAACUGCUUCAACUCCUUCCACAACAGUUCCAACUACAACCGCUUCAACUCUGUCAACCCCCAAAACUCAUUCAACAACAGUUCCAACUACAACACAUUCAACUACGCCAACCACCACAACUCCAACUCCUUCCACAACCGUUCCAACUACAACACCUUCAACUACGCCAACCACCACAACUUCAACCACAACAGUUCCAAGUACAACCGCUUCAACUCUGUCAACCCCUAAAACUCAUUCAACAACAGUUCCAACUACAUCACAUUCAACUACACCAACCACCACAACUCCAACUCCUUCCACAACAGUUCCAACUACAAGCGCUUCAACUACGCCAACCACCACAACUCCAACUCCUUCCACAACCGUUCCAACUACAACACCUUCAACUACGCCAACCACCACAACUUCGACCACAUUUGAGACACCAACUCCGACACCCUUAACUACACCUCAUUGCCCUGAGGGAAACAAUAUGACAUGUGGUUGGUCAGGAUGGAUUAAUCUUGGCCAGCCCACACCAGGCCCUGAUGGUGGGGAUAAUGAAUCAAUCCAGAAGAUAAUCUCAUCUGGUCAUCUUGUAUGCUCUUAUCUUGAAGACGUUGAGUGUCGAGCUGCUUCUUACCCAGACAUGUCCAUGUCACUGGUGGGUCAAACUGUGACUUGCAAUAAAGAGGUUGGUUUCAAAUGCAUCAACAAAGAACAAGGGCUUCAGCAAGAGUGUUUUGAUUAUGAAAUCAAUUAAAAUGCUGUGGGUGUCCAGGUCCAUCAACUGCUUCAACUCCUUCCACAACAGUUCCAACCACAACCGCUUCAACUCCGUCAACCCCAAAACUCAUUCAACAACAGUUCCAACUACAACACAUUCAACUACGCCAACCACCACAACUCCAACUCCUUCCACAACCGUUCCAACUACAACACCUUCAACUACGCCAACCACCACAACUUCGACCACAUUUGAGACACCAACUCCGACACCCUUAACUACACCUCAUUGCCCUGAGGGAAACAAUAUGACAUGUGGUUGGUCAGGAUGGAUUAAUCUUGGCAAGCCCACACCAGGCCCUGAUGGUGGAGAUAAUGAAUCAAUCCAGAAGAUAAUCUCAUCUGGUCAUCUUGUAUGCUCUUAUCUUGAAGACGUUGAGUGUCGAGCUGCUUCUUACCCAGAAAUGUCCAUGUCACUGGUGGGUCAAACUGUGACUUGCAAUAAAGAGGUUGGUUUCAAAUGCAUCAACAAAGAACAAGGGCUUCAGCAAGAGUGUUUUGAUUAUGAAAUCCAAUUAAAAUGCUGUGGGUGUCCAGGUCCAUCAACUGCUUCAACUCCUUCCACAACAGUUCCAACCACAACCGCUUCAACUCCGUCAACCCCCAAAACUCAUUCAACAACAGUUCCAACUACAACACAUUCAACUACGCCAACCACCACAACUCCAACUCCUUCCACAACCGUUCCAACUACAACACCUUCAACUACGCCAACCACCACAACUUCGACCACAUUUGAGACACCAACUCCGACACCCUUAACUACACCUCAUUGCCCUGAGGGAAACAAUAUGACAUGUGGUUGGUCAGGAUGGAUUAAUCUUGGCAAGCCCACACCAGGCCCUGAUGGUGGAGAUAAUGAAUCAAUCCAGAAGAUAAUCUCAUCUGGUCAUCUUGUAUGCUCUUAUCUUGAAGACGUUGAGUGUCGAGCUGCUUCUUACCCAGACAUGUCCAUGUCACUGGUGGGUCAAACUGUGACUUGCAAUAAAGAGGUUGGUUUCAAAUGCAUCAACAAAGAACAAGGGCUUCAGCAAGAGUGUUUUGAUUAUGAAAUCCAAUUAAAAUGCUGUGGGUGUCCAGGUCCAUCAACUGCUUCAACUCCUUCCACAACAGUUCCAACCACAACCGCUUCAACUCCGUCAACCCCCAAAACUCAUUCAACAACAGUUCCAACUACAACACAUUCAACUACGCCAACCACCACAACUCCAACUCCUUCCACAACCGUUCCAACUACAACACCUUCAACUACGCCAACCACCACAACUUCAACCACAACAGUUCCAACGACAACCGCUUCAACUCCGUCAACCCCCAAAACUCAUUCAACAACAGUUCCAACUACAACACAUUCAACUACGCCAACCACCACAACUCCUUCCACAACCGUUCCAACUACAACACCUUCAACUACGCCAACCACCACAACUUCGACCACAUUUGAGACACCAACUCCGACACCCUUAACUACACCUCAUUGCCCUGAGGGAAACAAUAUGACAUGUGGUUGGUCAGGAUGGAUUAAUCUUGGCAAGCCCACACCAGGCCCUGAUGGUGGGGAUAAUGAAUCAAUCCAGAAGAUAAUCUCAUCUGGUCAUCUUGAAUGCUCUUAUCUUGAGGACGUUGAGUGUCGAGCUGCUUCUUACCCAGACAUGUCCAUGUCACUGGUGGGUCAAACUGUGACUUGCAAUAAAGAGGUUGGUUUCAAAUGCAUCAACAAAGAACAAGGGCUUCAGCAAGAGUGUUUUGAUUAUGAAAUCCAAUUAAAAUGCUGUGGGUGUCCAGUUCCAUCAAAUGCUUCAACUCCUUCCACAACAGUUCCAACUACAACUGCUUCAACUCCGUCAACCCCCAAAACUCAUUCAACAACAGUUCCAACUACAACACAUUCAACUACGCCAACCACCACAACUCCAACUCCUUCCACAACCAUUCCAACUACAACACCUUCAACUACGCCAACCACCACAACUUCGACCACAUUUGAGACACCAACUCCGACACCCUUAACUACACCUCAUUGCCCUGAGGGAAACAAUAUGACAUGUGGUUGGUCAGGAUGGAUUAAUCUUGGCAAGCCCACACCAGGCCCUGAUGGUGGGGAUAAUGAAUCAAUCCAGAAGAUAAUCUCAUCUGGUCAUCUUGUAUGCUCUUAUCUUGAGGACGUUGAGUGUCGAGC
Messenger RNA from Pseudoliparis swirei, 8971 nucleotides. RefSeq names its product mucin-5AC-like. NCBI's taxonomy places the organism in Eukaryota, Metazoa, Chordata, Actinopteri, Perciformes, Liparidae. Bases 32 to 6769 code for a protein of 2245 amino acids. Gene Ontology annotation, cellular component: extracellular matrix. Gene Ontology annotation, molecular function: protein binding. The record is from RefSeq and is a predicted model, not a curated record. The transcript is spliced from 30 exons.